Mycosarcoma maydis (corn smut) is the source of this 1578-nucleotide messenger RNA. RefSeq lists its product as uncharacterized. NCBI's taxonomy places the organism in Eukaryota, Fungi, Basidiomycota, Ustilaginomycetes, Ustilaginales. Gene Ontology annotation, biological process: carbohydrate metabolic process. The coding region runs from base 1 to 1578 and encodes 525 amino acids. The transcript has a single exon. Gene Ontology annotation, molecular function: hydrolase activity, acting on carbon-nitrogen (but not peptide) bonds; carbon-sulfur lyase activity. The record is from RefSeq and is a predicted model, not a curated record.
AUGUCGACGCUGAAAGGACACUGCAACUGUGGAGCGCUCGAGUACUCACUCGAAGCGACGCCCGCUAAUCUUUGCCUCUCGGCCUUCUGCCACUGCACGCAGUGUCAACGGAUAAAUGGUGCGCCUUACGUUUGGACGACGCAUUGGAAGAAGGAAGCCGUCACGUGGUCUUCUCCGUCGGCUGCGGGAUCCAAUAAGACAGUCGAUGCUCAGGCUGAAAAGGUCUUUGGAGCUGGUGUGACCACUGGCCAGCUUUACGAAUCGGUUGCAGGACGAAAGUGGAAGUUGCGUUGUUCGGAAUGCGGUAACCCGAUGGGAACGUGGAACGAAGCCAAGCAGCAAUGGUCUCUGUGGCCAAGCACCCUCGCUCGUCCCGCUGGUGAUAAGUCCGGACUGGAGGGCAUCGAACACUUGGCUGCUACAGCACACAUGUUUUACGGUUCGUGGAAGCUCGUCACUGUCACGGACGAUCUGCCCAAAUUCGUCGGAUACCCUUCCGAAUCACAGCAAGUGGAUCGUAACGCCGAACCGCUUCCUGCCAACUUUAACACGAAUGAUUUCAACCCGCACGAUCCGCGGGACAUGGUCGGAUACGGUCACACACUUCCACACCCGCAGUGGCCCAACAAGGCACGUAUCGCCAUCUCCUUUGUGCUCAACUACGAAGAAGGUGGUGAGAACAUUACGCUCAACGGCGAUACAUACGCCGAGCAGUACUUGACAGAGUACGGUGCGGCGAACGGACACAAGCCUCCAGCCAACGUGAGGAACUUAAGUGUCGAGUCAGCCUACGAGUUUGGCUCGCACCGCGGAUUCUGGAGGAUUUUGGAUCUAUUCAAACGCAAUGGAUUGAGGUUUACGAGUUGGUCGGUGGGCAGAGCGGUGGAGCAGAACCCGGCGGCAGUCAAGGCAAUGGAGGAAGCAGGCUGCGAAGUGGCAAGUCAUUCUUACCGAUGGUUUGACCAUUCGUUGAUGAGUCAGGAAGAGGAACGACAUCAGAUCCAGUCGGCGAUCAAAGCGAUCAAAGAGGCCAGUGGUCAAUCUCGUGAGCCUAGAGGAUGGUAUACCGGACGACAAUCCAUCAACACUCGAAGACUGGUGUACCAGGUUUACAAGGAGAUGGGACUCGAAAAGGAACUGUAUGACUCGGAUGCAUACGACGAAGAUCUGCCAUACUGGGUUCCCGCCCCAGACGGAACGCCCGAUGAACACCUGCUUGUCAUUCCUUACACGCUAGACAACAACGACAUGCGAUUCGCCAUCACGCCCGGAUUCUUCAACUCGGAAAGUUUCGCAACCUACCUCAUCGACGCUUUCGAGACGUUGGUCAGCGAGACUUUCUUGCCCGAGCAAAACCCGAACUCAGUUCCCAAGAUGAUGAGCAUCGGAUUGCAUUGCAGAGUGGUGGGCAGACCAGGUAGAUUCCAAGGUCUGCAGAGGUUCGUUGAUCACGUACAGAAGAGGAACAAGGAGUUGUUGGAGCAGGGCGGCGGACAAGGCGGUGUAUGGGUCGCGACCAGGGAGGAAAUCGCCAACCACUGGAGGAAGACUCAUCCUCCCACCAAGAAGCACGCUUGA